AUGUCUACAGCCGCCAGGCGUCGCUUGAUGCGCGAUUUCAAGCGAAUGCAAACAGAUCCUCCUGCCGGCGUUUCCGCCUCGCCAGUCCCGGACAAUGUCAUGACAUGGAAUGCUGUGAUUAUUGGUCCCGCCGACACGCCAUUCGAAGACGGCACAUUCAGACUGGUCAUGCAGUUUGAAGAGCAAUACCCAAACAAGCCACCUGCCGUCAAGUUCAUCAGCCAGAUGUUCCACCCCAAUGUCUACGCUACAGGCGAACUCUGUCUGGAUAUUCUGCAGAACCGUUGGAGCCCGACAUACGACGUGGCAGCUGUUCUCACCAGCAUCCAGAGUCUACUGAAUGAUCCCAACACGGGAUCACCAGCAAACGUCGAAGCCUCGAACCUGUAUAAGGACAACCGAAAGGAGUACACGAAGCGGGUGCGGGAGACGGUGGAAAAGAGCUGGGAGGACUAG
Messenger RNA from Verticillium nonalfalfae, 456 nucleotides. It is a transcript of the gene UBC2, whose product is annotated as Ubiquitin-conjugating enzyme E2 2. Gene Ontology annotation, cellular component: HULC complex. Bases 1 to 456 code for a protein of 151 amino acids. The record is from RefSeq and is a predicted model, not a curated record. The transcript has 3 exons. Lineage: Eukaryota; Fungi; Ascomycota; Sordariomycetes; Glomerellales; Plectosphaerellaceae. Gene Ontology annotation, molecular function: ubiquitin conjugating enzyme activity. Gene Ontology annotation, biological process: DNA repair; protein polyubiquitination; proteasome-mediated ubiquitin-dependent protein catabolic process.